AUGAUUAAGCAUACUCUAAACAAUACUUCUUGCAAGCAUAUACAGAUGUUGGUCUAUACGGUUAUAAGUGGUUCUUCAACUCUCCAACAUUUCCUAGUUAAUAAAAUUGUCACACUUUGUUUGGGUGUUUUCGUCUUUCGUCCGUCCCAAACAUACUACCCCUUGAUUUCCUCUUCUCACCUCACUUUUACAAGAAUCUCACAGCACUUUCCUUAUUUUCACUUUUCUCAUUGUACAGUUCAAGAAUUCUACAAUAUCUUUAUCAUUCUCAUACCACAAUUCCAGGAUUUUACGAUACUUCUUAUAUUUUCUCUUACCACAGUUUUUCUCAAACUUACGCUCAUCACGUCUUCCAAUAAUUUUAAAACUACAUAUAUAUUAAAGAUAGAAUCAAGCGUUAUAUAUGACCAAAUAAAAAUGAAUUUCUUUAAGGCGACUUGGUGUCUCUAUUCUAUCUACAAACUCUCUUUAAAGUAUUUUUAUUAUCCUUUUAUUGAAAUCUUGCUUUCCAUUUUUAUAAAUACUUGUCUUCAAAUCUACAUUAGCGAAGUUGAAAAUAAAGAUUUGACUGCCAAGGUUUUUUGCAUUCUAGUCAGACCUCUCAAUAGAUUGGGAGAAUCAGGGGAGUACGUUUCUCAAUAUCUCAAGUGCAAAGGACGAAAAAUAGUUUAUGGUUUUUAA
Phycomyces blakesleeanus NRRL 1555(-) is the source of this 681-nucleotide messenger RNA. RefSeq lists its product as hypothetical. Bases 1 to 681 code for a protein of 226 amino acids. The transcript is spliced from 4 exons. NCBI's taxonomy places the organism in Eukaryota, Fungi, Mucoromycota, Mucoromycetes, Mucorales, Phycomycetaceae. The record is from RefSeq and is a predicted model, not a curated record.